AUUGUACGUUUGAUCUGACCUCGGGCACACUAGCCCUAAGAGCAAACAUCGACGAGAGACUGGAUACACGACUUGGUGGUAUGAGGCAAAAAGAAACUCGUCAAAGCCAGCUGGGUCCAACAAAGUCCAAUAAGUACUCUGCCGGCCCGGGACAUCGAGCGCCUUUUCCUGCCACUAUUCCGCUUCACACCGAACGAAAAGGCUUUCGCUCAUACUUUCGUCACCGUGCUGUCCCUGAACUCUUUGCUUUUCAAGCUAACUAUAAUUGCUUUUAAAGGGUGCUGACUUUAAUACGAAGCCUGUGCUUGUUGUAAAUUCAUUCAAUCUUCAUAACGGUCGAGCAACAUCAACCGCGAUGGCCGUUUCGUCCAGCACGAAGCGAAUGAUAGUAGAUGUUGCGUUAUUCAUUGCUUCACAAGCAGCCUUGUAUUAUACCGUUCGAUGGGUAAUGAUGCCAGGGGGAGAGAAGAAAGAGGUGAAGACGAAGAGCCUGAAAGCAUUGGAGAAGUUAGGCCACAGGAAUUUGAAAUUGGACGAAUAUGAGCGGCAAAUUGCCUCUGAAGUCAUUCAUCCAGAUGACAUUGAAGUUGGUUUCGAAGAUAUUGGCGGCCUCGAACCCAUCAUAUCCUCUCUACGAGAGUCCGUCAUAUAUCCUCUCCUCUACCCUCACUUGUUCUCCUCAUCCGCACUCCUUGGCGCACCUAAGGGUGUCCUCCUGUUUGGCCCACCAGGGUGUGGUAAGACUAUGCUUGCAAAGGCGCUAGCCAAAGAGUCUGGCGCGACCUUCAUCAACAUCGCAGCAUCUGUACUUACCAAUAAGUGGUACGGCGAGUCGAAUAAGCUCGUAGCGGGGCUGUUCAGUUUGGCGAGGAAAGCGCAGCCGAGUAUUGUCUUCAUUGACGAGAUUGAUUCAUUCCUGAGGGAGAGGACGAAGGGUGAUCAUGAGGUGACAGGGAUGAUGAAGGCCGAGUUCAUGACGCUAUGGGACGGUCUCUUAUCGAGUUCCGACCGUAUAUUGGUUCUUGGCGCAACCAACCGACCAAACGACAUAGACUCUGCGAUCCUGCGCAGAAUGCCAAAACGAUUCUCUGUCGGGCUACCCGGAGAAGACCAGAGAUUGAAGAUUCUCAAAUUGAUGCUCAAAGAUACGAAGCUAGCAUCGGACUUCUCCAUGGACGCUCUCGCGCAACGGACAGAAGGGUUAUCUGGAUCAGACUUGAAAGAACUCUGCCGAAAUGCUGCGAUGAUCCCUAUGAGGGAGUUUAUGCGAGAGGCUGGGGAGCACCCAGAUAUUCUGGCUCGAGCUCAAGAUAAGGGCUUUGAGUUACGACCAUUGACUCUGGACGAUUUCUUCCAGACAGAUGGGACGAGCACAUUACCAGCGCCAGAUGCAGAUGAUUUCUUGUUUGCGAGGUUGCGAGCAUGAUAGGUCUUACGCUUCUGAGAUGUAUUUUUGGCUCCCAUUUUGUGCGACCGUUAACUUGAAGCUUAUUCUCCACUCCGUCUUGACCUUUUCCUUCCAAAAGUUUAUUGUGUUUGCUUCUUGUGACCAGCCGCGCUAGAACUCUGGCCCCUACAAAUACUAAAUCUGUCAGUCGACCUUACUGUAAGUAUGCUUAUCGCUGGGAAACCUAGCUUCUCGUGGUAUCUUUCAGAAGAUUACUGACGUCUCGUGAUACUGGUCACUUAUACAAUGAUGACUUUCAU
This is a messenger RNA of Somion occarium, 1707 nucleotides long. NCBI's taxonomy places the organism in Eukaryota, Fungi, Basidiomycota, Agaricomycetes, Polyporales, Cerrenaceae. The record is from the annotation of a GenBank genome assembly.